Molecule: messenger RNA, 819 nt
Organism: Penicillium griseofulvum
Lineage: Eukaryota; Fungi; Ascomycota; Eurotiomycetes; Eurotiales; Aspergillaceae
Exons: 4
Coding region: 1-819 (272 amino acids)
Source: RefSeq, a predicted model, not a curated record
AUGCAUACUCAAUCUCAUCCCGAAAAGCCGCCUCCAUCUCCUCGCUCUGCUGCGAGCCCGCUCAAUUCAUCAGUUCCAUUUAUCCCCAUAUCUACACUCGCCCCUCGAUCGGUGGAUAGUGCCAGUCCUCCAUCAUCUCUUUCCAUGUCCACUUUGGCAUUGUCCCCACCUCCCCCAACACUCGGCCUUCGGGGUGAAUAUAACCCAGAACUUCGAAAAUGCGAUGAAUGGCCGAGGCUGGCUCCCACCCUCACUGCUCUCGAGACAAUGAAAGAAGCCUCGCCGAGGCCGCCGAAAACAGAUUUCAGUUCUAUGUGGGCUGCUCGAGAUGCCGACUUUAGCUUUGAGCUUACCUACCAGAACCGAACACUAUCGUCAUUUGAUGUCCUUAAUCAAACACACUUGAUCAAACUCAAUGCGCUUCUGUUAACUCCCAGUGCACUCAACGUGACCACGAGGCAUCAGACUGCGAUUGGAAUCCAAAAGUUUACUCAAGCCAACAAAAAUUCAUUGGGGGUAAUUGUGUAUUUGAUGGAUACGAGAUCGUCGGGUAACGAACAGAUCGAUGCAGUGCAGUCUCUCGGUGCACUACACCACUGCCUUUCAUUGGGCUUCUCAGAUCCACCGCCUGUUCUUGUUGUGUCUGACGCAUCCUACCUUCUGGAUUGCAUAGGCAGUUACAUGAAGAGUGCCUCACGGGCAAACCCGAUUCCAGUCACCACGCCUAGAGAUGAAUCUCCGAUGCCUAAAGCGCCCACGCCUGUGUCUACCUCUUUCCCAGCUCCCAAGUUUUCUACUUUUGCCCAGUCCAAAAGGUGA